AUGCAGCCUGGGGACACCAUCGUGGCCUCCAACAGGCUGUACGGGGGGAGCCUCACCCAGUUCGGCAAGACGGUGAAGAAGUUCAACUGGGGCUGUACGUUUGUGGACGUCGGCAACUUCGAACAGGUCGAGACCGCGCUGAAAGACCCGACUGCCCGACUGCUCUUCUGGGGGAGCCUGGCCAACCCCGGUGGCGUCGUGAGCGACCUGCGCACGCUCGCCGACCUCGCCCACGGGGCGGGGGUCCCCCUCGUGGUGGACAACACCCUCGCGACGCCGUUCCUCUGCAGGCCCAUCGACCACGGCGCCGACAUCUCGGGUCGGACGAGCACGACGAAGUUUCUCUCGGGGCAGGGCAGUGCCCUCGGCGGCGUCGUCGUCGACUCGGGGAAGUUUGACUGGAUGGCGCAGGCGGAAAAGUUCCCCUCCCUGGCAAAGCCGGAGCCCGGUUACCACGGUCUCGUCUUCGCGGAGACUUUCGGGGACAUGGCGUUCACGAUGUUCUCCCACGCGGUCGGCUUGCGGGACUUGGGGGCCACCAUGGCCCCGCUGCACGCCUUCCUCACGCUGAACGGCUGCGAGACGCUGGCCGUGCGGAUGGAGCGGCACUGCGCCAACGCGGCGGUGCUGGCGCAGUUUCUGGAGAGGCACCCGAAGGUGGCCUGGGUCUCCUUCGCCGGGCUCGCCUCCUCCCCGUACCGGACCCUCGCGGAGCGGUACAUGCACCGCUCUUGGGGCGGAGGCGUCUUCACUUUCGGAGUGGUGGGCGGCUUCGACGCCGGCGUCCGCGUGGUCGAGGCCGUCGAGCUCUUCAGCCACCUCGCCAACGUGGGGCUGACCGACGAGCAGCGGCAUGCAGCCGGGGCCGGCGACGACGUGAUUCGGCUCUCCAUCGGCCUCGAGACGCCCGAGGACCUCAUCGCCGACCUCAGCUUCGCACUCGACCAGGCCAAGCUGGCCAUCGCGGCGCUGCGAGAGUGCGGGUCGGAGGCCCAGGAGCACGGCACUGGCCGCGGGCGCGGCCACCCGAACGGAUUGACGCCCUCGAGCACCGCUCUCGACGGGCUGCUGCGCUCGCCGACCGCGCCCCGGACCACCGGCGGCCAUCCCCUUGCAGCGGACGCCGCCAGCGGAGGGGGCGACCUGUGCGUGGUGUGCCUGUCCAGCACCAAGACGCACGCGUUCUUGCCUUGCGGGCACAGGUGCGUCUGCGCCGAGUGCGGCAGCGCGGUGGCCGAUCAAGCAAGCGCUGCAUGCCCAAUAUGCCGCAUCUUGGUGGAUCACGUCUUGCAGAUUUUCUGUUGA
Molecule: messenger RNA, 1305 nt
Organism: Prorocentrum cordatum
Lineage: Eukaryota; Dinophyceae; Prorocentrales; Prorocentraceae
Source: the annotation of a GenBank genome assembly